Ostertagia ostertagi is the source of this 660-nucleotide messenger RNA. The record is from the annotation of a GenBank genome assembly. Lineage: Eukaryota; Metazoa; Nematoda; Chromadorea; Rhabditida; Trichostrongylidae.
AUGGACAGCGAUUCGGAGUCCUCAAUGGAAGACGAAUUGCGAAUUCCAGUGUUCAUGGUGUUAUUUGUGCUGCUGGCAUACACAGCAAUCGGAGGUUUCUUGUUCCAAUCAUGGGAAGGACUGCAGUAUUUUGAAGCAUUUUACUUUUGUUUCAUCACCAUGGCCACAGUAGCGGGUACUGAAUAUAUCCGAAAAAUCCACUACCUUGGCAGUAAGAUGGAAGAUGCAAAAGGCGCUGUUAUCUCUGGUCUCCAAGUUGGUGAGCACAUACUGAAACAUACUGGUAUCGAAGUUAUGAAAACAGCGGGCGGAAAAUUGGUGCAAGUUCGCGGAGCAGUGCUGAAUUCGAAACAGGCUCGAGAACUUGGUGUAAAUUAUAUACUAGCCGAUCUGCAAUAUCACCAGAAAAAUAUUCUAUACGAGCCGUUGAGCCCAACCGUUGCGAAACUUGUCAAGGAGAGCAACAUCAAGAUAUUACCAGACGAUAUAACUGAAAAGGACGGUUAUAUAGUACAGAAUAAAAGCUACGACAAACCGGCUUUGGCCAAGAAAGGAUAUGUUCGUGUUAGUGGGAACAUUAUUCACAGAAUUAUGGUACCGAGGAGAGGUGGACCAUCACUUGUUGUGCCAUGCCUUAUAUACAAAGAAACGGAUAUUUGA